This is a messenger RNA of Acipenser ruthenus (sterlet), 4182 nucleotides long. RefSeq names its product solute carrier family 12 member 3-like. Gene Ontology annotation, molecular function: sodium:potassium:chloride symporter activity. The record is from RefSeq and is a predicted model, not a curated record. The transcript is spliced from 27 exons. Bases 223 to 3414 code for a protein of 1063 amino acids. Gene Ontology annotation, cellular component: membrane. NCBI's taxonomy places the organism in Eukaryota, Metazoa, Chordata, Actinopteri, Acipenseriformes, Acipenseridae. Gene Ontology annotation, biological process: chloride transmembrane transport; chloride ion homeostasis; potassium ion homeostasis.
ACAAAUACUUUAGUUGCCCUUAAAAAAAAAAAAAGAAAAACAGUCACCACGUUUUAGCAAAACAGAAUUACUGGACUAUUGAGAAACAAUUUUACUUUAGAAUUUGUUGCAGGUAAAGAACCCCAGUCGACGAGUUCCGGAGUGUGUUUGCGGUGUUUCUACAUAGAACUCAUUGCUUCCCGUUUUCCGUUACAGGACCAAGUGUCCUCGUCUACCACUACGAUGGUUGUCUCCAUUUCAGAUCUGAAUAAGGACAACGCGGCUGCUUUGCAAGUCGGCCGCUUCACGGUUUACAAGGAGUCGGUCUCUCCCUAUAACGGCUACACAGAUGACCCGCGCCUCGGUUCUACAUACCACCAGCACAGCAGCACUGUGAACGUGCUUAACCAGCCAUUUACUGAACCCCAAAGCAAUGAGUUAGUCAUGGUUCCGACCCAGGAAUCGCCAAGUCCGAAUCCGGUUCUAUACCUGAAUGCCCGGCAGCAUCACAGACGGCCCUCCAUCUAUAGUACUCUGGACCAGGUGCCCCAUUACGCGUUUUACGCCAAUACUGCAGCGCCAGGGAAACUCAAGAAGAGUCGGCCAUCGUUGAAUGUUCUACGCUACGCCAUUGACGAGAGUGAGAGGGUUCCUCCAGGGGGAUCUGAAGGCAGUUUCCCACAGGAGACCCCAGACAAACCCUCCGAUGAAGAGGCCACUGUGGGCGAUAAGCCCGAAUCACAGCCAAUCCGGUUCGGCUGGGUCAAGGGUGUGAUGAUUCGGUGUAUGCUGAACAUCUGGGGCGUUAUUCUGUACCUGAGACUGCCCUGGAUCACUGCGCAAGCUGGAAUAGGCCUUACUUGGGUGAUCAUCCUGUUGUCUUCUCUUGUGACAACAAUCACUGGACUCUCCAUCUCAGCUAUCUCCACCAAUGGGAAGGUGAAGGCGGGUGGCACAUACUUUCUGAUCUCCCGCAGUCUGGGUCCAGAGUUGGGGGGCUCUAUCGGACUGAUUUUUGCCUUUGCGAACGCAGUGGCUGUGGCAAUGCACACCGUGGGCUUCUCUGAGACUGUGCGGGACCUGAUCAUUGAGUAUUCUGGCGGGCCCUUAGUGGACCCAAUUAAUGAUAUCCGGAUUAUAGGUGUCAUCACUGUGGUGGUUCUCCUGGGGGUCUGUGUGGCCGGCAUGGAGUGGGAAUCCAAGGCUCAGAUCCUGUUUUUCAUAGUUAUCCUCAUAUCUUUUGUGAACUACUUUGUGGGGACUGUUAUACCAGCGACUGAGGAAAAACAGUCAAAGGGAUUCUUCAACUACAAAGCUGACCUAUUCCUAAGUAACAUGGUCCCAGGAUGGAGAGGGGAGGACGGCAGCUUUUUUGGAAUGUUCUCCAUCUUUUUCCCAUCAGCCACUGGAAUUCUAGCGGGUGCCAACAUCUCAGGAGAUCUGAAGGAUCCUGCAGUGGCCAUUCCACGAGGCACUCUUAUGGCUAUCUUCUGGACUACCAUAUCUUACCUGGCUAUCUCGGCAACCAUUGGUUCCUGUAUGGUGCGCGAUGCCUCUGCCAGCCUCAACGACACUCUCCUCUCCAAUGAGACUGCAGGCUGUGAGGGGCAAGCUUGCCACUACGGCUGGAACUUCACUGAGUGCUAUAGAGCAGGGGACUGUACUCAAGGACUACUAAACAAUUAUCAGACUCUGAGCUUGGUAUCUGGGUUCGGACCACUGGUCACCGCAGGGAUCUUUGCUGCCACCCUGUCCUCCGCGCUGGCCUGCCUAGUGUCGGCUCCCAAGGUUUUUCAGUGCCUCUGCAAAGACAAUCUGUACCCCCUGAUUGGAGUAUUCGGAAAGGGAUACGGCAAAAAUAAUGAACCUGCAUGGGGCUAUUUGCUCACUUUCUUCAUCGCUGUGUCCUUUAUCCUGAUUGCUGAGUUGAAUGUAAUUGCUCCGAUCAUCUCCAAUUUCUUUCUGUGUUCCUAUGCGCUCAUCAACUUCAGUUGCUUUCAUGCUUCCGUCACUAAUUCUCCAGGCUGGAGGCCCUCAUUUCGAUACUACAGCCGCUGGACUGCUCUGUUUGGAGCAAUCAUUUCCCUUGUGAUCAUGUUUCUGUUGACCUGGUGGGCAGCGCUCAUUGCUCUAGGCAUUGUGGUGUUCCUUCUGGGAUAUGUCACCUACAAGAAACCAGAUAUCAACUGGGGGUCCUCCAUGCAGGCUGGUACCUACAACCUGGCUCUUUCCUACUCCGUCUCUCUCACUGGGGUGGAGGAUCAUGUUAAAAACUUCAGGCCACAGUGUUUAAUAUUGACCGGUCCUCCAAUGCUUCGUCCUGCUUUGGUUGAUUUUGUGGGCACCUUUACCAAGAAUAUCAGCCUCAUGAUCUGUGGGAACAUAAUCAUGAGUGAUGGUAAGAAUAUCCAACAGGAAGAGAAAACCAGUAGAGAGGUGAAGUGGUUGAACAAGCGCAAGAUUCGUUCCUUCUACACCUCGCUAUCUGGGGACAACCUGAGAGAUGGAGCCAAGAACCUCAUGCAGGCUACUGGCCUGGGAAAGCUGAAACCCAACACUCUCUUCAUGGGUUUUAAGGGUAAUUGGCAGGAAGACUUGCCACGAAACAUGGAUGACUAUAUUGGAACUAUACAUGAUGCCUUUGACAUGAACUACGGGGUGUGUCUGCUGAGAUUGACUGAGGGGUUGGACAUUUCUACCAAGGUGGAGGCCCAUGUUAACCCUGCUUUUGAAAACCAUGAAGCCACAGAAACUGAGAAAAAAGAAGAUUCCACUGAAACCAUCGAGGAUAUGUGCUCAUCGCAUCUAGUGGAUGAACAAGCCAGCAGCAUUUUCCAGGGCAAACAAGGAAAGAAGGCCAUUGAUGUCUACUGGAUUUAUGAUGAUGGAGGCCUCACACUCCUAAUCCCAUACCUGCUCACCAGAAAGAAGAGGUGGAGACAGUGCAGAGUGAGGGUCUUCAUCAUCGGACACCAGGACGCUGUAGAGGAGGAGAGGAAGGAAAUGCUUUCCCUGCUGAGUCAAUUCCGUUUGGACUUCCAUGAUGUCAUUGUGAUUAUAGACAGUGAGCAAGCCCCAUUGUCUGAGAAUGUGAAGAGGUUUGAGGACUCCAUUGCCUCCUACAGGCUCAAUGAUGGCUUGCGGGACGAGGCUACAGUCCAGGAGCUGAGAAAGGACUGUCUCUGGAUGAUCUCAGACAGAGAGAUGGAACAAUUGAAACAGAAGUCUGAAAGAAAGAUCCGGUUGAAUGAGAUUAUCCAAGAAUACUCCACUGAAGCGGCUUUGAUCCUUGUGAGCUUGCCAGUGGCAAACAAAGACUCCUGCCCAAGUGGACUGUAUAUGGCCUGGCUAGAUGCAUUGUCUCACAACCUGAAGUGUCCAACACUCCUGAUCAGAGGAAACCAACAGAGUGUCCUCACCUUCUACUGCCAAUGAAUCUCCUCUUCCUGUGAUGUCUUUUACUAUAAAAUAUCAAGGCACUGGAGACCUCCAACUGUCAAGGGCAUGGAAGCCAGAUAACAUUUGUGGUGUGGUGUUUUGAACUGGGAAAUGCAAAACAUUUUGUAAUCUGAACCCUGGUCUGUAACUCAGCAGUUCUCACACUUCUGCAAAGAGCCAGUCCAAAUCUGAAAAUAUGCAAAAAAACUGUGCUCAUUUUCAGUAGAUAUCUGCUGAAUGUUCUGCAGAGCAUCUUAUGUGUUUCAUAUUUGUAUUAAUAAUGUCUUCUAAAAAUGCAAAUCAAGUAAAUAUAAUUUUAGGUUAACUAGGUCCAAUUUAAUAUAUCAAGCAUUUUUGUCAGUAAAAUCUCUAGGAACUGUUUAGAAUAAUUAUGAUGAUGAUGUAGCCCAGUGUGCCUAGCCAAUGCCUGGAAUGUACUGUUGUCUGUGGUGAUCUCGCACUAUACUGAUGUAUGGCAGGCCUUUCCCAACAAAGUCUGUCAAGUUAGAUGUUUGCAUGUUAUCCUCUGAUGCAUCUUGAUACCUGAUUUGCAUAAAGUUAGAGACUCCUUAGUCACUUAUUAUAGGAAUUUGUAGUUUGCUUGAGUCUUCCACACCCUACAAGAUGGCGGACAGCCAGAGGAAUGCACUUGUAGUUCAAAUUGAUUCAGCCAUUAGUAGUACCAUACAGAUUGUUAGCGGGUGACUUCUGUUAAAAUCAAAGAUGUAAUGAUUUUCUAUUAAAUAUUUAUAUAUAAAACACAAA